GCGCGCGCAGGCGCCGCCUCGGUUAUUUAGGGCGGGAGCCCGGCGAGGGCGCCGGGGAGCCGCGUCGUCCUGGGUCGGUGGAAGCCUGGCCGCGCUCGCCAUGCCAAACCGCAAGGCCAGCAGGAACGCCUACUACUUCUUCGUGCAGGAGAGGAUCCCCGAGUUGCGGCGGCGGGGCCUGCCUGUGGCUCGGGUGGCGGAUGCCGUCCCCUACUGCUCUGACGACUGGGCACUCCUGGGCCAGGAUGAAAAGGAGAAAUACGCAGACAUGGCUCGAGCGUGGAAGGCCGCCCAGGGAAAGGAGUCUGGGCCUCCGGAAGAGCAGAAACCUGUGAGCACCCCACUCCAGAAGCCGGGCCCCAUCGCACCGAAACCGAGCGUCUCCCCCCUGGAUGUGUCCCGCUUGUCUCUGAAGAGUGAUCAAGGUCUCCUUAGAGGUGUCUUUUAUUUCCUGAACAUUUUCAGCCACGGCGAGCUGCCCCCACACUGCGCACAGCGCUUCCUGCCCUGCGAGGUCGGCUGCGUGAAGUACUCCCUGCAGGAGGGCAUCAUGGCCGAAUUCCACAGCUUCAUCCACCCCGGGGAAAUUCCACGAGGGUUUCGGUUUCAUUGUCAGGCUGCAAGCGACGCCAGUCACAAGAUCCCGAUUUCGAACUUCGAGCACGGCUGUGACCAGGCGACGGUGCUGCAGAACCUGCACGAGUUCAUCCACCCGCAGCCGGGGAGCUGGCCGCCCGUCUACUGCAAGUCCGACGACCGGGCCCGCGUCAACUGGUGUCUGAGGCACAUGGGGAGGGGCUCAGAGACCAGGCAGGACCUGGAGCUCCUCGCCGUCGAGGACCUCGUGGUGGACUUCUACCAGCACAAGUUCCACAAGGAGCCGUCCAAGACCUGGGUGCGCAGCAUGCUGGACGUGUCCGUGUGGGACUACUCGAGCAACACCAGGUGCCGGUGGCACGAGGAGAACGACACGCUGUUCUGCGCGCUGGCCGUGUGCAAGAAGACCGCGUACAGCAUCAGCAACUCACUGGCCACGCUCUUCGGCUUCCGGCUCACCGAGGCCCACGUGCCCCUGCAGGACUACGAGGCCCCCAGCAGGGUGACGCCCAAGAUGGUCAUCCUCGACGCCGGGCGCUACCAGAAGCUAAGGUGGGAAAGUCCAGGAUUCUCUGGUUCCAAACCUUCUUAUCAGGAGCUGAUAAUACGCACCCCCACCGGUGAGCGGCCCGUCCUGUGCAGGUGCAUGUCCGGGGGUCCGGGCGCCACCGGUGCCCGAGGGGAGGCUCAGCAUCAGCCUCGGGAGCGGGGGGUCUGGUUGAAUGGGGAGUUUUGCCAUCAGGGCCUUCAACAGCGGGCACGUUUUUGUGUCACUCGGAGACGGCUGGACUCGCUCUCCAGACGUGUUGGGGGCAGUGAGAAGGAGGCCGUCACUCCUGUGCGGCCGGUUCCCGAGCGCUGGUCCGGCGGUGCCUGGGCAGGUGGGCGCUUUGAAGCCGGGGACGUGAAACUCGGCGGUGCCCGAAGGACCCCAGCUGUGGUUUCCAGGGCCAAAAGCACGCCGGGGUGCCUCGUCAGCCCCGGGCGUGGGGCCCGGGGCGGCCGUGGUGGGGGAGCCGCACGCACGCCCACGGGGGUCGCUGUACGACGAGGCUGCGAAGCACUGACUUUUCUUUCCCACGUUCCCCUGGUCCCAGGUGACAGCCCCGUGGGGGUGAAUAUGGCGGGCCCGGCCGGCCACGCACGGGGCAGGGGCAUCACGCGGCUGCUCGAGAGCAUCUCCGGCCCCUCCGGCCAGGCGCCGCCCCGGUCCUCCAGCCAGGAGGCCCCGAAGGAGGGGGGCGGCCCUUUCCCGCCCCCGCCCCAGUGA
Phyllostomus discolor (pale spear-nosed bat) is the source of this 1867-nucleotide messenger RNA. RefSeq names its product maelstrom spermatogenic transposon silencer (gene MAEL). The record is from RefSeq and is a predicted model, not a curated record. Lineage: Eukaryota; Metazoa; Chordata; Mammalia; Chiroptera; Phyllostomidae. Gene Ontology annotation, biological process: negative regulation of DNA-templated transcription; regulation of miRNA-mediated gene silencing; piRNA processing. The coding region runs from base 101 to 1867 and encodes 588 amino acids. Gene Ontology annotation, cellular component: P granule; nucleus. The transcript is spliced from 11 exons. Gene Ontology annotation, molecular function: sequence-specific DNA binding.